AUGAACAUGACACCUUUGACCCCUCCGCCUGAGUACAACUCGUGCCCAUCCUAUGACGAGUCUCAAGAAAAGAUUGAGGCCCUCGUCGACAAUGUUUCAGUAGGGGAUCUCCGAGCAAUUCUCCGGGUUCUUCUUGCAUCAUCAGACGUUGCGACCUCAGAGAGGUUCAUCUAUGCGUCGCAGUCUCACCUGCUCCAAACAUGCACCAAACAUCUCCCCGCGCCCAACUCCCUUUUACUGUUCCCAUCACCGGCGUACCCGGAUAGCAGUCAGUUUGACCAUCGAGGGGAUACCCGACCAUCGCCCCUGCUUUACCGCUUAGCUAACCGAGCGAGGAUGCUCUACGCAUCAGGGCUAUAUAAGGAGGCGAUCCAAACAAUCAUCUGCAUUGUUCAAACCAGUUUAUGUCCCGGCGCGCGGUGGUGGCCAGGCUCCGAAUUAGCCGAAUUAUACAGGGGAGUGGACGACGACAUCGUCAAUGUCAUUGGCAUGGUCAUGUUCCACGUUCAGGGUUUGAGGCAAGCCAUAAAUGCUCUACGAACACCCACCCCUUCUCCACCGCGAGGCUCUCGAAAACUACCUCGCACCAGUAAAGUGGCGAAGAAACAAGAAGAUGGCGAGUCUGCGGAGGAUUACCUUGACCUCAUUGUCGAUUUAGGGACCGAACUUAAUAAAGUACGGACGAUGGUUCAAGCUUGGGAUGGGAGCUUUCCAUUUCAAAGAGGAAUGGCUGCAUUGACUUCUGCAGCUACCCGGGCUUGA
Rhizoctonia solani is the source of this 762-nucleotide messenger RNA. RefSeq lists its product as uncharacterized. Lineage: Eukaryota; Fungi; Basidiomycota; Agaricomycetes; Cantharellales; Ceratobasidiaceae. The transcript has 3 exons. The coding region runs from base 1 to 762 and encodes 253 amino acids. The record is from RefSeq and is a predicted model, not a curated record.